GAUGAGAAGCUGAACUGUUGAAUCGUUGGGUCUGUGGCAAAGCAUUCUUAAAGGAGCCCUAUGAGCAGUCUGUCCAUGCACGGUGGUGAGAGCACUGUGACAUGGAAUGGAGAGUGUCACACUGGCAGAUUUUCUCCAGGCAGUUGCCACGUGUGACAGAAACACAGGAGGUGGCAACUGUGUUUCCUGGGGGGUCUGUGGUGCAAAAGAGACUUCUCUCUCCCUUAAUAGCUUGAGUAUUGAUUAUCUGAAGGGUGGUAAUUUGAUCAAGAAUCCCAGGUGAUGUUUCAUGGUGGGUGUUUUGGAAAUUAGGAGGAGGAGGGGUGUGUUUUAAAAGGUCUUCAUCCUGAAUUUAGUCUGUGUGUCUUGUGUAGUAGUAGUUUAAUAAAGUUUUUUUUUCCUUUGUUAUUAAGCUUGGGCCUGCUCUGCUCUGUUCCUGAUACCAUCUCACAGCAUUUAUUUGGGAAGGUGUAUUUUCAUGGGGGCGCUGGCAUUGCACCAGUGUCAAACCAUAACAACUACUCACCACCAGUUCAUCAGAAUUUAAUCUUUGAACAGCUAAGGAUGCCAGACAAAUUAGUCCACCAUAUAAUACUGUCGCACUUGAAUUCAUAAAGUGUAUGAGACAACGGGGGAACAACCCUGUUUUUUCUAGUCUAUGACUUUAAAAUACUCAUGACUGCAAUACUGUGGAUAUGACUCUUCUGCAUAGCAAACUGGUUACUCAUAGCUACAGUGUUGUAGACUCUUCUGCAUAGCAAAUGCAUUUUAGACAAGCACUAAACCUAAGAGGUUUGGCACUAACAAAAAGAUUAGUGAAAUACUGAUCAUCAAUAACAACCCUCAUUCUCCAUGGUGGGAUAUUAUCAUGAUUCCAAUAUAAUAAAAAAGAGCUGUGUAUGCACUGAUUUCUGUUUAGCAGAUCAAUAUUGCAAAGUGAGUAUACUUAGCCAAGCUGAACUCUAAAUAUAGACUGAGAGGGGCAGUCUGUUUCACAGCUAUCUUUAUGGGUACUGCAGGACUCGACAGGUUCCUAUGGGACUAGAAGCAGAGAGAGGAACUGCAGAACAAGUUUUCUUCACAUGAUUUUCACUGUCUGAUUUCUUCCAUACUGGCACAUUACUGAAUGUAAUUAUGUUGUAAGUAAUGUUUCAUUCUCAUAUUUGUUAACCUUUUAGAUUUUAUUUCCUUUUUUUUUUCUGUGAACAAUUCUCAAUGUAUUCUCAUUCUAAGGGUUUUUUUACCACAAUGACUUAGGAAGUUUAAAAGUUGCAUUGGGGAAAAAAGUCUUUAGGCAAGGUUAAAGUAAAAUAUAAAGUGAAUCCAAAGGUCCCAAUGUUUAGAUUGAUUUGUUGGGAAAAUAAUCAAUAUUUUUAUCCAAUGACGCUGAUGUUUGUAUCCUUUCUUCUUUGGCAUAUCAAUGGAAUCAAACAAAUGUACUAUAAACUUUUUUGAAUUAAUAAUGGUAAUCCUCACUGUGUUUACAUGUGCAAAUACUUAAAUAAUAUGUGCAGAAACAUGGAAUUCAUAAUACUAAUAAAUCAAAGGUACUCACAUUUAUUGCAGCUCAAGUAGUUAAGAAGAGUGUUCCCUGAAGCUGCAGGGAGGUAUUAAUCAAAAUAGAGGAACAACUGCUCUUCAGAAUCUAAAAAUAACCAACAGCCUUUGUGCAUGAAGUGGUGACUUUUGGCACGCAGUUCAAACACAGGGCUCCAUAAUGACUGUGUUGGCUGAGGAUGUGCAUGUGGGGAGACAGCAGAGCCAGCUCUGGGGGGGACGUGGCUCACAGACUGUGCUGCUUAGUGCCAUGUCAUGCUCUAGAGGAAGGACAGCGGGCACAGCCAUCUGUCCUGAAGUUCCUGCUGCACACCUAAAAAUCAUAUACUAGGUAAGGUUAACCCCUAUCAUGCCAGCUUUUCUACAUUUUCUUUGUACUUUAAAGGAGCACUUCUGGACAGAGAAAAGAGUAAGUUGUAAUCUUUUCUUAUGGGCUGUUAAAAAGAAAUAUGAAAGCAUCCAUGUCGUCCUGCCAGUCUCAACUAGCAGGAGAGCAAGCCUUGUUGUCAGGGUUGCUUUCAGUACUUAGUCUUUAGACUUACCGAGGCUCAUUGAAUGUCUAUUUUACAGUGUGCUCAGAUUUGGGGGAAUUAUAGUGAACUUCUGCAUUUGGUUUCAUGAGGGAAGGAGUGAAGAUUUUCUGCAAACAGUUAGGGUUCAAAUUUUAGGUUUUUAAUUUAAGUGUUUUAUUAGGAAUCUGGUCGCACUCUGUUCUGUAUUCCUUGGAGAGGAAGAAAAGGCUCAGAAGCAUGUCAUGUCAAGAGGACAGUUAAUCCAUCUAGGAUUCAGAAAUCACCCUUAGGUGAUUAACGCAUGUCAUCAAGGGAGGUUUGCAUCCCACAAAGUGCUGAUUUAUAUUGGCAGAUAAAAUUGAACUUGGGAGCUUAACUUAAUAUUAUAAAAUAUUAAAUAGGUAAGAUGCAUUCUAUUCCAAAUUUAAACUAAUCUGUGGGGGCUCCUUCCUUAAAUUCACUAGCAAGAAAAAUAUACAUUUAGGCUGUGAUGCUAAGGUGAGAAAGGAGUAUCUUAGAAUAAGAGGGAUAAUACCUGGAGGAAUAUAUUUUUCUUCAAUAAUUACAAAGGGAGUUUUCAGUGACAAUUGUAGACAAACAUGCCUACUUAGAGUGUCUGCAUCUCCUUAUGGCUAGAAGUGUAAUUUGUUUCUAGAAGACAUUUUUGCAGUCAGAGUAGUGUAAAGAAAAGCCAAAGACUGAUAAGGAAUAAUGUGCAAUACAUGGAAGCCACCUCCCUAGGUACUGUUUAUUUUCUAUAUAUAAUCUUCUUUCAAAACUGUAGUUAUGUUAAGAAUCAUUCACUGAAUUCAUGCACCCAGACUCUGCAGAGAAACUGUUUUUACUAAUUGAACUUAAUCUAGUGCCUUUUUUAAAGCAAGGGGUACUAGUCUGAAGAAGUAGACGUGUGAAGUAGAUUACAUUUUUUCACAAAUAAUAACUUCACAGUGAUAUUCUAAGGUGUAUAAACAGAUACGUACUUUUGUUGCUUAUCUCCUACGUUCAUACCUGCUUUCCCUGUUUUAUCUCCCAUUUACUUGAUGCUGAAAGAAGAGGACCUGAGUGACAUCCUUUCUGGAAAUAUUAGUGAAGGUUUGGCUUUCACUGUGAGAGAAUGGAGAGACCUGCUUUGGAAUUUAACCUGCCUGAUACUCAUGAAGAAGGAAAACUUUAUGUAGUUGAUUCCCUAAACAACCUAAACAAGCUAAAUGUUUGUCCAGCUGAAUCCCAACGUUCACUAGAUGAGGAAGAGAACACUGGUGGUACUGGAGAAAGUAUGGCAGGGAGCAAUGCAAGAAACCAGUGUUUGUUCUUCGUCACCUUUAUUCUUACUUUGACCAUCAGUUUGGCACUUGUUUCAUUUGUAAUAUUCUUAAUAUUUCAAACUAGAAAUGAGGUGGACCAAAUAUCAAGCAGACUACUAUCUGAAAAGAAGAACAUAGAAGAGCUGAAGAAACUUAACAAUAUUAUAUUAAAGCAUCUGAAUCAAUCCAGAAUUAAGGAAAAGCCUUCUGAUCUUCAUGAUUACCUCUUUACCCAUGCUGAGCUCAAAGUCCCUGGAGAAUAAAUCUUCUUUGGAAAGAAAUUUAGCAUAUUCAUAACUCAGAUAUGCUCACAUAUGGCACACAGGUUGCUGAAACAUGGUUGCUGAAACAUUGCUGGAAAAGCCAGCUGACUGAAAAAUAUUAGCAAUUAGUAUUUUACCCUGUUUUACGUGGACAUAGAUUUGUAAUACUAAGCCCACAGGAUUCACAAUAAACAAUGGAUUGUCAGUUUGGGGCAAGACUUCCAGAUUCCCUGUGCAUUGUAAAUCACAGGGGAAAGGGCCUCGUUUUAUUUUAAAUGUAAGUGAAUGAUCACAGAAAAUCACUAGUUCUAUUCACAUGAUUCCAUCACGACCUUGUUCACUUAAUCAUUCUUCUGUUACCUUUGUACAAGCUUUCUGUUUGUUUCUAUUACUAUUUGUAUUUAAGGAUAACUUCAGAUUUCAUAACUUAUAAAUAAAUCCAUUUCUGCUCUAGA
Messenger RNA from Vidua macroura (Pin-tailed whydah), 4091 nucleotides. It is a transcript of the gene LSMEM1, whose product is annotated as leucine rich single-pass membrane protein 1. Lineage: Eukaryota; Metazoa; Chordata; Aves; Passeriformes; Viduidae. The transcript has 4 exons. The coding region runs from base 3184 to 3636 and encodes 150 amino acids. The record is from RefSeq and is a predicted model, not a curated record.